CGCCAUUUCGAGCGCCGCCUAGUGAGAACCUCGAGAAGCUCACAACUGUCAAAAUGGCGCUCAAGGCACAAGUCGGUCAGAAGAUUAUGAAUGAAGUCAUCAAACAGAAAAAGAAAACAGCAGGUGGCGUAGAAUGGAGAAUACUGGUCGUCGAUCAGCUGGCAAUGAGGAUGGUGUCGGCAUGUUGCAAAAUGCACGACAUCAGCGCGCAAGGAAUAACAUUGGUCGAGGACAUCAACAAGAAGAGAGAGCCCCUGCCGACUAUGGAGGCUAUCUAUCUGAUCACACCGUGCAAUCCAUCCGUUCAAAAACUCAUGGAGGACUUCAAUAAUCCGACAAGAACAAUGUACAAGAGUGCCCAUGUUUACUUUACCGAAGUUUGCCCGGAGGAGCUGUUCAAUGAACUCUGCAAGUCUCUAGCUGCUAAAAAGAUAAAAACCCUGAAAGAGAUCAACAUCGCGUUCCUGCCAUAUGAAUCGCAGGUAUUCUCGUUGGAUUCCCCUGAAACGUUUUCCUGUAGUUACAAUCCUUCAUUUAUAAACUUGCGAAAUGCUAACAUGGAGAGAAUCGCUGAACAAAUUGCAACGCUGUGCGCUACUCUUGGGGAAUAUCCGUCUGUAAGAUAUAGAAGCGACUUUGACCGCAACGUCGAACUGGCGCAAAUGGUCCAACAGAAACUCGAUGCCUACAAAGCUGACGAGCCGACGAUGGGCGAGGGACCAGAAAAGGCGAGGUCUCAGCUUCUUAUUCUCGAUAGAGGAUUCGACUGUGUCUCUCCACUUCUACACGAACUUACUCUACAGGCUAUGGCCUAUGAUUUACUAGAGAUAGAGAAUGAUGUCUACAAGUACGAAGCAUCCGCUGGACAGGCUGAGAAGGAAGUUUUACUUGAUGAAAACGAUGAGUUAUGGGUCGAUCUGCGGCAUCAGCACAUAGCUGUCGUAUCCCAAAAUGUAACAAAGAACUUGAAGAAGUUUACGGAAUCUAAGAGGAUGCCACAGGGGGACAAGCAAAGCAUGAGAGAUCUUUCGCAGAUGAUUAAGAAAAUGCCACAGUACCAAAAAGAGCUCAGCAAAUACGCGACGCAUUUACAUCUUGCCGAAGACUGUAUGAAACGUUAUCAGGGAAACGUCGAUAAGCUUUGCAAAGUUGAACAGGACUUGGCAAUGGGAACGGAUGCAGAAGGAGAGCGCAUAAAGGAUCACAUGCGUAAUAUUACGCCAAUUUUACUCGAUCAAACUGUCGAUAACACAGACAAAUUGCGUAUAAUAGCCCUUUACGUUAUCAGCAAGAACGGCAUUACAGAGGAGAAUUUGAACCGUCUUGUUCACCACGCGCAAAUAUCACCAGACGACAAACAGACCAUCGUCAAUAUGGCGAAUCUUGGCAUCAACGUUGUCGUAGAAGGUAACCGCAAAAAGAUGUACACCAUAACUCGUAAAGAAAGAAUAACCGAACAAACCUACCAGAUGAGCCGUUGGACUCCAAUUAUCAAGGAUGUAAUGGAGGACUGUAUCGAAGAUAAACUGGACAGCAAGCACUUCCCGUUUUUAGCAGGACGGGCAGCAAGCUCCGGAUAUCACGCACCGACUAGCGCCCGCUAUGGACAUUGGCACAAGGAUAAGGGUCAACAAACAAUCAAGAACGUACCCAGAAUGAUAAUAUUUAUCGUCGGUGGCGUUUGCUUCUCGGAAAUCCGAUGCGCAUACGAAGUAACGAAUGCAUUGAAAAAUUGGGAAGUCAUUAUCGGUUCUUCGCACAUAAUCACACCAAAAUCUUUCCUGAUGGAUUUGAGUAAGCUGCAUGUGUAAUGACUGAUCGUUUAAAGAAUAACAUUACAUUCCUGCAUUCAACGUUACGCAAAGAUUCUUUGAUGAACCUGCAGUUAGUAUUCAUAGCCUUGGUUUUUGUCAGUAUUAUCAACCAUAGAUAAGAAUUAUAAUGAAUUCUUCGUGUCAAUUCAUAUAUAUGUAUUAGCGGGUCCUGUCUUAUAUACUAUAUGUAUAUGCACGUAUACACUGUAGCAAUGGUAUACGACGAAGUAUGAUAAUUAUGCCUGAACCUUCUAAAAGAUAACAAAGAUUAGUUUUAGACAUUUAGCCAAUAAAUGAAUAGGAAAAAAGGAAAAGAAAUAGAAAGCGAAAGAAAGAAUAUCAGAGAGAAAUAAUUUAUACCCAAAAUUAAGUGCCUGUAUGGUGGACAAUUCGUUCAAGAUUUAUGCGUUGAUAAUGCUGAUAGCGACGUAGUGUUCAUAUAUGAAGUAUGUGUAUAUGAUGUAGUACAUACAUUUCCAAGCAAUAUACUAUGUUUAACCAUAAAAUCAUCCGCUACUUUAAAAUUUCGUCGAAUGUGAGUAAGAAAACCUGCGUGUAAGAAAAAUAUUAGUGAUAAAAUGAUGAUGUAACUGUGUACAUUUUUCUUUCAAUUUUCUCUAAUUUUCCGUUAUUGACUUGCGAAUUAUUUUUCUCAAAAUUAUCGUCAAUCGUGAAUUUCAUAUCGUUAUUAUUUUUAAUUUAUUUAAUGACUUUAAACUUAAUUAUUUUGUAUACGUAUAUCGAACGAUUUUCAGUUUAAUAUUAUCGAGUAUAUUUGUAAGAGACAAUUUGUUGAACCCUUUAGCGGUUCUAACGCGAAUCAGAUUCUCUCUAAUAAUUAUUAACAAUGUUGCGUCAAAAAUACGUAGAUUGAUUGUACUUACCGAACUUGUCCAGUCGCGGUUUUGCGUUACGUAGCUCGAGAACAACAUACAACAGCCCUGUUUUCGCCAUCGAUGAAGAUAAUCAAUUAAUACCUUCUACCUGGCAAACUAUAGUCCGCGAUGACUUCAAUUAUGUAUUUAGCUUAAGUGAAUAAUAGUACCGGUGCUACACGUAGGUUCUAGAAGAAUAGAAAUCUGUGUUUCCUCAUGUAUGUUUACUUUGAUCGCCGUAUAUAACAAUCACGAGUUGCACCUAAAGCUGUAUAAAUCACUCGCCGCUGUUUUGUGAAUAAUAACGAUAAUUCAAUAAUAUAUUGAAACUUACGAUCAAAUUAUACUACGAAUUACGGCAUGUACUAAAUUAUUCAUUAUAUUAUACCUAUAUUUUAAAAUAAAUGAAAAUAAAUUGUAUAGAUUUCAAAAAUGUUCAAGUAUAUAAUGCGUGUUAUACACACACAUUUAUAUA
Messenger RNA from Diprion similis, 3164 nucleotides. It is a transcript of the gene Rop, whose product is annotated as protein ROP. NCBI's taxonomy places the organism in Eukaryota, Metazoa, Arthropoda, Insecta, Hymenoptera, Diprionidae. Gene Ontology annotation, biological process: vesicle-mediated transport; intracellular protein transport; neurotransmitter secretion. The record is from RefSeq and is a predicted model, not a curated record. The coding region runs from base 54 to 1811 and encodes 585 amino acids. Gene Ontology annotation, molecular function: syntaxin binding. Gene Ontology annotation, cellular component: secretory granule; plasma membrane. The transcript is spliced from 11 exons.